Acanthoscelides obtectus is the source of this 744-nucleotide messenger RNA. The record is from the annotation of a GenBank genome assembly. Lineage: Eukaryota; Metazoa; Arthropoda; Insecta; Coleoptera; Chrysomelidae.
AUGGAACUCAACCGAGAACAUUUUCGCGCUAUAAUUUAUUACAACUUUCAGAGACAAUUAUCGCAACAAGAAUGCCUUGCUGAGUUACUGUCUGAAAACGUCGAUGCUGUGCGCAAACUCAUUAUUGAAGAAAGACAUGUGACAUAUCGCGAGAUUGAGGCAAAAUUAGUUUCUCGUUGGAUACCCCACCUGUUGACUGAAGAGCAGAAAGCAGCCAGGGUUAAUUGGUGUCAAAAAACGCUUGACCGUUUCAAUUUCGGAAACUCAAAAAAUGUGUACAGCAUUGUUAGUGGUGAUGAAUCGUGUGACGAAAAGCCAACGAAACUCGUCCGUUCUCGAAGUGUUUCGAAAAAGAUGGUCGCGACAUUUGUGUCAAAAGCGGGUCAUAUUGCAACAAUUCCUCUUAAUGAGCAAAGAACUGUUACUGCGGAUUGGUAUACCACCAUUUGUUUGUCAAAAGUCAUCACCGAGCUUCGAAAAAUCAACCCCGAAAGAAGAAUCAUCCUCCACCAAGACAAUGCAAGCUGGCACACAGCCCAAAAAACAAGGCAGUAUUUAACGGAAGAAAAUGUGGAAUUAUUGGACCAUCCUCCAUAUAGUCCCGAUCUAAGUCCUAACGAUUUAUUUUACUUUACUUCCCCGAAAAUUAAAAACAGACUGCGUGGUCAAAGGUUCCAGUCACCAGAAGAAGCAUGGAAUAAGUGCUUCGAAAAUUGGAUCGAGCGCAUGCAGAUGCUCAUUUAG